Molecule: messenger RNA, 1376 nt
Organism: Syzygium oleosum
Lineage: Eukaryota; Viridiplantae; Streptophyta; Magnoliopsida; Myrtales; Myrtaceae
Product: COMPASS-like H3K4 histone methylase component WDR5B
Exons: 3
Coding region: 36-992 (318 amino acids)
Molecular function (GO): protein binding
Source: RefSeq, a predicted model, not a curated record
CGGACUGCAAAUUUAUUUAGACGGACAUCAGAAAAAUGGCCAGCAGCGGCGCCACCGCCCCAACGCCGCCGCCGGAGUACAGGCCCUACCGCCACCUGAGGACCCUGACCGGCCACUCCGGCGCCGUCUCCUGCGUCAGGUUCUCGAACGACGGCAACCUCCUCGCCUCCGCCUCCCUCGACAAAACCCUAAUCGUCUGGUCCUCCGCCACCCUGUCCCUCCUCCACCGCCUCGUCGGCCACUCCGAGGGCGUCUCCGACCUCGCCUGGUCCUCCGACUCCCAUUACAUCUGCUCCGCCUCCGACGACCGCACCCUCCGCAUCUGGUCCUCCCGGUCCCCCUUCGACUGCCUCAAGACCCUCAAGGGCCACACCGACCUCGUCUUCUGCGUCAACUUCAACCCCCAGUCCAGCCUCAUCGUCUCCGGCUCCUUCGACGAGACCAUACGCAUCUGGGAGGUCAAGACCGGCCGGUGCCUCAACGUGAUCAGGGCCCACUCCAUGCCCGUCACGUCCGUCCACUUCAACCGCGACGGCUCCCUCAUCGUCUCCGGGAGCCACGACGGCUCGUGCAAGAUCUGGGACACCAAGAACGGGGCUUGCUUGAAGACGCUGAUUGAUGAUACGGUGCCCGCCGUUUCCUUCGCCAAAUUCUCGCCCAAUGGCAAGUUCAUCCUCGUCGCCACUCUCAACGACACCCUCAAGCUGUGGAACUACGCAACCGGGAAGUUCUUGAAGAUUUAUACAGGUCAUAAGAACAGUGUCUACUGUUUGACUUCUACGUUCUCUGUUACGAAUGGAAAGUACAUCGUUAGCGGCUCGGAGGAUCGGUGCGUCUGCAUAUGGGAUCUCCAAGGGAAAAACCUAAUUCAGAAACUUGAAGGCCACUCUGAUACAGUCAUUUCUGUCUCGUGCCAUCCGACGGAGAACAAGAUUGCAUCUGCCGGCCUUGAUUCUGAUAGAACCGUGAGGAUUUGGUUUCAAGAUGCUUAAGUGCUUAGGCUGUGAUGUAUAGAUGGAUUUCAAGCUGUUUCCCUGGAUGUCGAGGAGGGUAAUUUGCAGGUGUAGCGGGCUCGAGCAAUCCAAGUGCUCUUCCUUGUUCCGAUGUGGGUUCAAGCUUUGCUAUCCACACAUGCGAUGGGUACUAUAAUCUACCAAAGGCUACUGAGACCCACAAGCAGGAUGAAUGUGUAAAACUCCAUAAUAAUUGGAAUCCUUUUGGGGAUCAGUUGUUACUAGAUUAUGAUCCAGCAUAGAUAGUCCAUGUGGUGUAGAAUCUAUCCGAUGUACUAGUAGAUGUUGAUACAUUGUGUACUGAUUUCUCCCCAUGGUUGAGGUUUACUCAGCUUGAAUUAUAUAUCUAAUGGGUUGUACUGA